GUAGAGUUAGUCAUUUUUAAUUAAUUAAUCAUUCCAAUGAACACACUUCUAUUUUGUCAGCCAGCAGCAGCUAGAUUUUUCCCUUGAUACUCGGCGAAGAGGAGGAUGGCAAGUUAUGCUCCACCCAUCUCUCCUUUUAAAAGCGGCAGCCCCGGGUGCCAGUUCAGUCUCUCCCAGCUCGCCGCUGCCAUAAAGCACCACCAGCUCGCUCUGCUCCCGUUGCAUUUCACUUUUUCGCUUUUCCCUCAGCAGGGUGCAGGAGGUGGCCGGGCUCUGAGGCUCAUAGAGGCUUGCACGCACAAUCCGGAGCAAUAAAACCCCUCUGAUUGCCCUCACCUGUCUCCAAACCAAAGCAAAACCAAUUGCCGGUGUUGGGAAAGGGACGGCACCAGAGCCAGCGCCCGGCGUGGGGAUCCUAUCUAAAGGGGAAGAUCCGAUCUAAAUGGGCAGGUCUGAUCUAAAGGGGAAGAUCUGAUCUAAAGGGGAAGAUCCAAUGUGCAGGAACGUCUGGAGGAACAAGAAGAAAGAAAAAGAGAAUUUUAAAACAGAAAGACGCUGAGGAAGACUUUAUUUUUGGAUUUUGCAGCAAACUUAGGAAAAGUUCUUUUUAUUUUAAUACAUCUUUUUUUUUUUUUUUUUUUUCCCCCCCAAGAACACUGCUGCCUGUUCCUAAAAGCUCUUCUUUUUCAAUGCGCAUGCAUUUAAGAAAGCAAGAAGACCAAGGGGGAAAAUAGCACACGGACUACCUGCUAAGGAGCCACUCAUUGGAACACAUAGCUGGAUGCCCGGUGCUCAGAGGAGCUUCUCCCCACCCACCCUAUGAGAUAGCAGAGCCCCUCAGCCCUGCUCCCCGCACCCCCCCGGUGCUGAGGCGAUGGGGACCGGCAGCCUGCUUGCUGCCUGAGGCCGGCUGCCACUGCUUCCCUCCCAGGGCUCUCCGUCCAUGUGCCCGCAGCCGGCGGGGCCUGAAGCCGGCAUGAAUUUCGGCGUGGUCUUCGCCGUCAUCCUGUCCCUGCCCCUGGCCCGCCUGGAGGGGGACCCCAUACCUGAAGAUAUUUAUGAGAUUUUGGGUGACAGCUCCGUGCGCUCCAUCAGUGACCUCCAGCGUGCCCUGCGGAUAGACUCCGUAGAACAAGACAGCUCUAGCCUGGACCUGAAUGCAACUCAGCCCAGCCAAAACCAUGUGUCCCUGGCUCGAGAGAGGCGAAGCCUUGAUGCUCUGGCAGCAGCAGAGCCAGCUGUCCUCGCCGAGUGCAAGACGCGGACGGUGGUCUUUGAGAUCUCCCGCGACAUGGUGGACAGCACCAACGCCAACUUCGUGGUGUGGCCACCCUGCGUGGAGGUGCAGCGGUGCUCCGGCUGCUGCAACAACCGCAACGUGCAGUGCCGCCCCAUGCAGAUUCGCGUCCGGCACGUCCAGGUGAACAAGAUCGAGUUUGUCCAGAAGAAGCCAGUAUUCAAAAAAGUCGUUGUGCCUUUGGAGGACCAUGUGCAGUGCCGGUGUGAAGCAGUGUCCCGGCCGCCCCCCAGGAGCAGCCGGCCAGCACCCCGUGAGCAGAGACGCUUGUCGCCGUCGUUCACCACAGCCGCCAUCUCCCAGAGGAAGCGGGUACGCCGGCCGCUAGCACAGAAGAGAAAACACAAGAAAUACAAGCAUGUCAACGAUAAGAAAGUGCUGAAAGAAAUCCUCAUAGCAUAGAAGUGCUGGCAGGGGAGAGAGAGAGAACAAGGUUUAUUUAAUAUAUUUGCUGUAUUGCCCCCAUGGGGUCCUUGGAGUGAUAACUUUUCCUCUUUGCCAGUCUGCCUCAACGACUGAUUCAGGCGGCAAAUGGUGCUUCCCUUUCCAUCAGUGGACCUUCUCCUACCGAAGCCUCUCCCUUCUUUCAUUUAUUAACAUUUUAAAGUUUUACAAAAACAAAACAAAACAAAACAAAAAACAACCAAAAAAAAGACAAAAA
Centrocercus urophasianus (Greater sage-grouse) is the source of this 1958-nucleotide messenger RNA. It is a transcript of the gene PDGFB, whose product is annotated as platelet derived growth factor subunit B. Gene Ontology annotation, biological process: positive regulation of ERK1 and ERK2 cascade; positive regulation of MAP kinase activity; platelet-derived growth factor receptor signaling pathway. The transcript has 7 exons. The record is from RefSeq and is a predicted model, not a curated record. Gene Ontology annotation, molecular function: platelet-derived growth factor receptor binding; growth factor activity. The coding region runs from base 944 to 1699 and encodes 251 amino acids. Gene Ontology annotation, cellular component: membrane. NCBI's taxonomy places the organism in Eukaryota, Metazoa, Chordata, Aves, Galliformes, Phasianidae.